AUUUACGAGGUCGAAUACUUUGGUCAUAAGUUUCAAGCCCUUCGGUUUUGAGAGCCGGAAUACCAUGCGGAACACGUAAGUAUUUCUGAUUCAGGAGCACUCAUGAUCUUCGCAGACAGAGGAGUCUGAUGUCCAUAUUUGCUUGUCUUGCCUCACUUGCUCGAUUAACCACCAAGACGUCUUUUGCCCACCCUUUCAUCGAUGAGCACAUCUCAGAUUAUCGUUGACCGUCCUCUCUUGAAGGUGGGAUGCACCCUGGGAGAAGGUCCUAUCUAUGAUCCCAGAAACGGGGUCUUACAUUUCGUUGACAUCCAGGAGAAGAAGGUCUAUCAUUUCAACACACAAGACAACCAACUCACAGUAGAUCAAUAUGAAGAUUCUAUCACUUGUCUCGCUCUGCGUAGUACCGGCUUGGCCUGCGCAGCGUCUCAAGGCUUUGCUCUACUCGAUGGGUCCACCCUGAACUAUCUCUGUAAGCCGAUACCCGCCGAUCAACAACCGCACACUCGCUUCAACGACGGAGCUUGCGACAGCAAGGGUCGCUUCUUUGCUGGAACGGUGUAUUCUGAAGAACACGACGUUCCCGGGAUGUUGUAUAGAUACGAUCCGAAUGAUCGUAGCGUCAAGGUAGUCGAUGAAGGACCGUUUACGGAUUCAAAUGGUUUGGGUUGGAGUUUAGACGAAGAGACGUUCUACUUUACGGACACAAGGCGAAACAUAAUUUACGCAUACGAUUAUGACGACGGCAACUUGUCGAAUCGUCGCGUCUUUAUCGACGCCAACAAAUUCAACCUUCCCGGAUUUUGUGACGGGCUAUGCAUCGAUGAAGAGGGAUGUAUCUGGAGCGCUCGAUGGGAGGGAUCACGAAUUGUUAGGUUCACCCGCGAAGGAAACAUUGACGUUGAGAUCUUUUUCCCUACUGUGUGGCGUGUAACUGCCUGUUGUUUUGGAGGGCCCAAUAACGACCAGCUGUAUGUCACCACAGCGCAUUGCAAGUCAAAUGGAGAUGUGAAUGAUAUGCAGGAGAAGUACCCAGACUCUGGGCAUUUAUUCGUUGUUGAUUUUAGAGGCAAAUACCGGGGCAGCCUCCGCCACUAUUUUGGAGGUAGACAGGGGUAGAUACUGAUGACUAAUGCAAGAGUGUUACAUAAGCGUACGAGUCUGGUUCGAGUAAACGGUAGAUGCCGGCAGCUAUGCAGUUGGAAACAAGGUUUGGAUCGGAGCCAGUG
Molecule: messenger RNA, 1229 nt
Organism: Desarmillaria tabescens
Lineage: Eukaryota; Fungi; Basidiomycota; Agaricomycetes; Agaricales; Physalacriaceae
Exons: 8
Coding region: 202-1119 (305 amino acids)
Biological process (GO): L-ascorbic acid biosynthetic process
Molecular function (GO): gluconolactonase activity; calcium ion binding
Source: RefSeq, a predicted model, not a curated record